AUGGUCGUGGAUGUGGACGUGGACGUGGACGUGGACGUGGACGUGGACAUGGACGUGGAGGACGUGGACAUGGACGUGGACCUGGACGUGGACGUGGACGUGGACGUAGACGUGGUCGUGGACGUGGUCGUGGAUGUGGACGUGGAUGUGGACGUGGACGUGGACAUGGCCUUGGACGUGGACAUGGACGUGGACGUGGUCCUGGACGUGGACGUGGUCGUGGUCGUGGACGUGGUCGUGGACGUGGACGUGGUCGUGGACGUGGACGUGGUCGUGGACGUGGACGUGGACGUGGACGUCGACGAGGUCGUGGACGUGGACGUGGAUGCGGAUGUGGUCGUGGACACGUGGACGUGGACGUG
This is a messenger RNA of Closterium sp. NIES-65, 362 nucleotides long. The record is from the annotation of a GenBank genome assembly. NCBI's taxonomy places the organism in Eukaryota, Viridiplantae, Streptophyta, Zygnematophyceae, Desmidiales, Closteriaceae.